Molecule: messenger RNA, 1632 nt
Organism: Cottoperca gobio
Lineage: Eukaryota; Metazoa; Chordata; Actinopteri; Perciformes; Bovichtidae
Product: keratin, type I cytoskeletal 19-like
Exons: 8
Coding region: 22-1299 (425 amino acids)
Cellular component (GO): cytoskeleton
Molecular function (GO): structural molecule activity
Source: RefSeq, a predicted model, not a curated record
CCUGUUAGAACAGAAGUCACCAUGAACGGGUAUCGAUGUGGGUCUAUCGGCUGGUCUCAGAGCUCUUUGCCCUCAAAGGCAGGCUCCAGACGUGCUAAGAGCGUCUAUGGCGGUGCAGAUUGUAGAAGUGUCCGUGUGUCCUAUCCCUGCAACAACCUGGGCUCUGGUUUAGACUUGACAGGGACGUUCGGAUGCACCGGAGUUGUCGGGAACAAUUGGAGCAUUUGUGGUAGCGAGAAAUUCACCUUGCAGAACCUCAAUGACCGCCUGGCCGUGUACCUGGAGAAGGUGCGCACUCUGGAGUGCGCCAAUGCGCAGCUGGAGCGUCAAAUCCGCGACUGGUGCCAGCAGCAUACCCUAACUGUCAGGGACUACAGCAAGUAUCUGGUAAUCAUCGAUGAGCUGCGCAGGAAGAUCACUGCUGCCACACACGACAAUGCCAAACUGAUGCUGCAGAUCGACAACGCCAGGCUGGCAGCAGAGGAUUUCAGAGUCAAGUAUGAGAAUGAGAUGGCAGUGCGCAUGUCAGUGGAGGCGGACAUCGCCGGACUGCGCAGGGUUCUGGAUGACCUGACCUGUGCCCGGGGUGACCUGGAGAUGAAGGUGGAGGGCCUGAGGGAGGAGCUGAUCUACCUGAAGAAGAACCAUGAAGAGGAGUUGGUGGCUUUGCGUGGACAAGUUUAUUCCAGCACUGUCAACGUGGAGGUGGACGCCAAGCCUCAGAGUGAUUUGUCCAGCAUCCUGGGACAGAUCAGAAGUCAGUAUGAGAGCAUCUCUGAAAAGAACCGUAUUGAAAUGGAUGUCUGGUACAAGGUCAAGUUUGAAGACCUCAACACGCAGGUGACGACCAACUCUCAGACGCUGCAGUGCUCCCGCACUGAGAUCCAUGACCUCAAGAGGACCCUGCAGGCCCUGCAGAUUGAGCUGCAGUCCCAGCACAGCCAGAAAUCUGCCUUGGAGGGCCAGCUGUCAGAGACAGAGUGUCGCUACAGCAUGCAGCUGAACCAGCUCCAGUCCUUGGUCGACUCCCUGGAGUGCGAGCUCCAAGAGAUGAGGAGGGACAUCGAGAGGCAGUCCAAUGAAUACCAGGUGCUGCUUGAUAUCAAGACAAGACUGGAGCUGGAGAUCGCCGAGUACAGGAGACUGCUGGAUGGAGGGGAUGUGUGUAAAACUCUGGUAACCCAACAACAACAUAUUACAGAUGUCAAACCUCAACAAGUCACAACCCAGAGGAAAACGAUAGUGAUCGAGGAGAUUGUUAAUGGACAAGUGGUGUCACGCAUAGAAGAAGUGAAGUAGACGGACUGGAUCCCAAAACUUCUGAUGUUCCACCCACCUGCUGUCUUCUAAAAUUAACCAGGAAAAAUGUUUUGAUUUGAUUUUACCCAGGUCUGAAAACCAUCGCAUAUAGGCCUACUGUAUUUUUCUCUACAAAAAUAUGUUCAGACCUGAUGUAUUGUGUAAGCGUUGGAAAAGACCAGAUUAUAUACUGUGCUUGAAUUACAUCUUUCUUCGUUUCACUAUAUCACCCCAUUGACAACAGCUAUAUUGACUAUCCCCUAACCUGCAUCCUGGAAUACCAAAUGUACACAUCAGGUGGCGCUGUGAGCACCAGAAAGAAAAAAAUCAGAC